AUGAAAAAAUUAAAUGACGUAAAUAAAAAAAUCAUAUCUGAAGUUGUUGCAAUUAGAGCCGCUAUUGAUGGAAAUGAAAGCAAACUUACGCAUAUAGAUACAUCUGGUGCCAAGCUAUCUGGUGAGAUUGCUAGUUUGAAGUCUGAAUUAAAUAGGUCAUUUGCCAGUGUCGUUAGUGGUGAGAUGAAAAAAGGCGUUCAAUCAAUUAAUCAGGACGUGAAAAUUGUUCAAAAAAAGUUGCAGGAUGUCGUCGAUAAUAAGGAAAGAGAAGCUAAUAUAAUAAUGUUCAAUUUGAAGGAAGGAUCAGACGACAAUGCAAGAGUCUGCCAAAUAUUGGAUCAUUUGACUGAAGGGGUAUGCGGAGAAAAAAAUGUUCUGAAAAUGAUGAGGUUGGGCAAAAAAAAUGACAACGCUAUUAGACCAAUUUUGAUUAAAUUUAAUAAUAUUGAAGCUAAGUCACAUGUUUUCAACGGCAUUAGAAAAAUGAAAACUCUGAAAGAUGAUUUGGCUUGUACUAGAUUAAGCCACGAUUUCAGUAUCGAUCAAAGAGCUGUACUUAAAAAGUUGCUCAAAGAAGCCAAGGAGGCGGAGGAGGGUUGCAAGCAAGGUUUUUUAUAUCGAGUGAGAGGAGAGGUGAAUGGUAUUCAUGGAUUGAUAUGUGAUGGGCUUGAUAUCUUGGUGCUUACUGAGACUUGGCAUGGUGUGGUUGGUAAUAAUUCAGUUCGGUUGGCUAUGCCACCUGGGUUCUGGUAUGUUGAUUAUGUUAGGCAGCACGAUCCAGGUCAUGGUGGCUUAAUUGUAUAUUUCCGUAAAGAUUUUGGAUAUAAAAAGUUAGUCUUGCCAUUAUUUGCCACAUUUGAGGCUGUUUCCAUCAGGUUUUCGACUAGUGGGUAUCAGUUUAUUUUACUUGCCAUUUACAGACCGGGCUCUGCACAAAUUUCUUCUUUGUUUUUUGAUGAACUGAUAUCUGUUUUAGAAUAUGUUACGAUGUUAAAUGCCAAUAUUUUGAUGAUGGGGGAUUUCAAUGUGCAUAUUGAAAGAGUUAAUGACAUACACACAGUCCGUUUGAAUGAAAUACUUGAUGCAUUUCAAAUGAUCAGUCAUGUACAUGAACCAACUCACGAGCAAGGUGGUAUUCUUGAUCUGGUUAUUAGUUCAAGCAAUUUUCCGAUUUUGGGAGUUGAAAUAUUUCCAAGUGGAAUAUUUUCAGAUCAUGGUUUUGUAAAGGUAGGGAGAAAAGCAACGAGGAAUGAUGUGUUUUAA
Messenger RNA from Helobdella robusta, 1263 nucleotides. RefSeq lists its product as hypothetical. The record is from RefSeq and is a predicted model, not a curated record. The transcript is spliced from 3 exons. The coding region runs from base 1 to 1263 and encodes 420 amino acids. Gene Ontology annotation, molecular function: catalytic activity. Lineage: Eukaryota; Metazoa; Annelida; Clitellata; Rhynchobdellida; Glossiphoniidae.